CGGGACGCUGCCCGGCCGGCCGCGGGCCACGGCGGAGGCCCCGAGCCGGGAACCACGAGAUUUGAGGCGGCGGGACCUGUCAACAGAAUGUGUCGUCCCCCUGCAUGCGACCCCGAAGCCACCGAGAUGAGCAGCACCACCGGGCCCUGGCAAGCGCCCACGUCUCACUAGCCGGGAGCGCCGGGCCACCAUGGUGUACUAGCCCCGAAGAGCCGGCCGCAGCCUCAGGUCUGCACAGACCCGGGAUUUGCACGGCAGCUGAGUCACCGUGGAGAGGCCAGGGUACCACAAACUUAUGGAUUUUGACAAGAAAGGAGGGAAAGGGGAGUCGGAGGAGGGUCGGAGAAUGUCCAAGGCCGGCGGCCGGACCAGCCAUGGCGUCCGGAGCUCGGGGACCAGCUCAGGGGUCCUGAUGGUGGGACCCAACUUCCGGGUCGGGAAGAAGAUAGGCUGUGGCAACUUCGGGGAGCUCCGGCUAGGGAAGAAUCUCUAUACAAAUGAAUACGUAGCUAUUAAACUGGAGCCCAUCAAGUCCCGGGCGCCUCAGCUGCACCUGGAGUACCGUUUCUACAAGCAGCUCAGUGCCGCAGAGGGCAUCCCUCAGGUCUACUACUUCGGCCCGUGUGGGAAGUACAAUGCCAUGGUGCUGGAGCUGCUGGGGCCUAGCCUGGAGGACCUGUUUGACCUGUGUGACCGCACGUUCACGCUCAAGACGGUGCUCAUGAUCGCCAUCCAGCUGAUCACGCGCAUGGAGUACGUGCACACCAAGAGCCUCAUCUACCGCGAUGUGAAGCCCGAGAACUUCCUGGUGGGGCGGCCGGGCACCAAGCGGCAGCACGCCAUCCACAUCAUCGACUUUGGCCUGGCCAAGGAGUACAUCGACCCCGAGACCAAGAAGCACAUCCCGUACCGGGAGCACAAGAGCCUGACGGGCACGGCGCGCUACAUGAGCAUCAACACGCACCUGGGCAAGGAGCAGAGCCGCCGCGACGACCUGGAGGCGCUGGGCCACAUGUUUAUGUACUUCCUGCGUGGCAGCCUGCCCUGGCAGGGGCUCAAGGCCGACACACUCAAGGAGCGCUACCAGAAGAUCGGGGACACCAAGCGGGCCACGCCCAUUGAGGUGCUCUGCGAGAGCUUCCCAGAGGAGAUGGCCACCUACCUGCGCUACGUGCGGCGCCUGGAUUUCUUUGAGAAGCCAGACUACGACUAUCUGCGCAAGCUCUUUACCGACCUCUUCGACCGCAGCGGCUUCGUGUUCGACUAUGAGUACGACUGGGCGGGGAAGCCCCUGCCAACGCCCAUCGGCACGGUCCACUCCGACCUGCCCUCGCAGCCUCAGCCUCGGGACAAAGCCCAGCUACACAGCAAAAACCAGGCACUGAACUCCACCAAUGGGGAGCUGAACGCGGACGACCCCACUGCCGGGCACUCCAAUGCUCCCAUCACGGCGCCCGCAGAGGUGGAGGUGGCCGAUGACACCAAGUGCUGCUGUUUUUUCAAGAGAAGGAAGAGAAAAGCAGUGCAGCGUCACAAGUGAUGCUGGGCCCGGGUGCCCUGGACCCUCCUGCCGCAGCCACCCCAGCGAGCCUGGCCCCGGCUGUGUGGCCCACAGCCAGGACAAACUGCAGGGCCGGCCGUGGCUGCCUGCCCCCCACGCGGGGUCACUUCUUUCACACGAGACUUUGGCCGAAAUUUCUACGCCCGUGUCUGGUCCUCCCCUCCAAGAGCAUUAACUAUUUCAAACAAGGAGAAGAGAAACAGUGGCCACCCUGCCCUGCGCCCCUCCCGCCCGCCUGCUGAAGUGAGUAGUCGGCCGCCCGCGCCGGCCACCCCGUCCUGUUAGUCUCAUAAAGUCCAGCUUGUCUCCCUCGAUCCAAAGGCCGUUCUCUCGAGGGGGUGCUGUGGGCGUUGCUGCCAGGGGCGAGCCCGCCCUGGGCCUCCCUGCACCACAGGGGAAGGCGGGGUGGGGGAGGCCCCCCAAACCAAAAUGCUGCACCAAAGCCUGGGCCAGCGGGCACAGCCCCACAGGGUUCCCUGCCACACCUGCUUGUGGAGUCGUGUCCAGGGCCUCGGAGCCCCGGGGGCGGCCUCCUGCUUGGCACUCAGGCCGUGGUCUGUGCCCGGGUGUGUGUGGGCUUCUCGUGUCUGUGCUCCAUGCCGCCAGCGGACCAGCAGGAGACAAGCGCCUUAAAGCCCUGUCCCAGCCCUGCAGGCACGUCCGGGGUCGGGCAGUCCUGGUGGGCGUGUGGUCCUCCUGGGCCCCCCUGGAGGGCCUGUGCUGCCUCGGGGUGGAGCAGCCAGGGACGGCCUGGCAGCAGUGUGUGUGUCUAGGUCUUGCUUUACACGGUGUACAGAAAUGGCACUUCGGUUUCUCUGACGUUUCCUGGAAGCCAUAGAGUUUAGGGGCUUUUUUAAAAA
Messenger RNA from Odobenus rosmarus divergens (Pacific walrus), 2421 nucleotides. It is a transcript of the gene CSNK1G2, whose product is annotated as casein kinase 1, gamma 2. Gene Ontology annotation, molecular function: ATP binding; protein serine/threonine kinase activity. The coding region runs from base 296 to 1540 and encodes 414 amino acids. NCBI's taxonomy places the organism in Eukaryota, Metazoa, Chordata, Mammalia, Carnivora, Odobenidae. Gene Ontology annotation, biological process: signal transduction; positive regulation of canonical Wnt signaling pathway; peptidyl-serine phosphorylation. The record is from RefSeq and is a predicted model, not a curated record. The transcript is spliced from 12 exons. Gene Ontology annotation, cellular component: cytoplasm; nucleus; plasma membrane.